This is a messenger RNA of Capsicum annuum, 1187 nucleotides long. RefSeq names its product GRF1-interacting factor 1. Gene Ontology annotation, molecular function: transcription coactivator activity. The record is from RefSeq and is a predicted model, not a curated record. Lineage: Eukaryota; Viridiplantae; Streptophyta; Magnoliopsida; Solanales; Solanaceae. Gene Ontology annotation, biological process: leaf development; positive regulation of transcription by RNA polymerase II; cell population proliferation. Gene Ontology annotation, cellular component: nucleus. The transcript has 4 exons. Bases 365 to 1012 code for a protein of 215 amino acids.
AUUUUACUUCCUUACAGCUCUAUACUAAUAGCUUCUUGCCCACAAGAAUUCAGAUUCUUUUUCUCCCCCUCCCCAAACCCCCUCCCCCCACCCCCAAGGUUAGUGAAAUGUAACCCCCCCUUAAAAACUCAACAACUCUUCUUUCCUAUGUACUGUCCAUGUCCCAUUAAUUGCCAUAGCAGUGUUAUUUGAAUGUCAAAGUGAAGUUGUAAACAGAAAAAAAAAAAAAAAAAAAAAGGGUCCAUUUCCUUUUUGCUACUUUGCAUUUACAACACCUUUCUGUGUGUUUUAGUGUGUGUUAGUGUGUGUGGGGGUAGUAGACUAGCAGUAUAUAAAGAGAGGAAAGCAAAAAGAAAAAAAAAAUAUGCAGCAGCACCUGAUGCAGAUGCAGCCCAUGAUGGCAGCUUACUAUCCAACAAACGUCACUACUGACCAUAUUCAACAGUAUUUGGAUGAGAACAAAUCACUCAUUCUGAAGAUUGUUGAGAGCCAGAACUCCGGGAAACUCGGCGAAUGUGCAGAGAACCAGGCUAGGCUUCAGAGGAAUCUGAUGUACCUUGCUGCUAUCGCUGAUUCACAACCUCAACCUUCUAGCAUGCAUUCUCAGUUCUCUUCCGGUGGGAUGAUGCAGCCAGGGACACACAAUUACCUGCAGCAGCAGCACCAACAAGCCCAACAAAUAGCAACACAAUCACUCAUAGCUGCAAGAUCCUCUUCAAUGCUCUAUGGACAACAACAACAACAACAGCAGCAUCAAUUAUCGCCAUUUCAACAAGGCUUGCAUGGUAGCCAACUUGGCAUGAGCUCCGGCAGCGGUGGAAGCACUGGUUUUCACAUGCUUCAAAGUGAAUCAUCACCUCAUGGUGGUGGUGGUGUAAGUGGUGGUUUCCCUCAUGACUUCGGCCGUGCAAAUAAGCAAGACAUUGGGAGUACUAUGUCUGCUGAAGGGCGCGGCAGAAGCUCAGGUGGUGAUGGUGGUGAGAAUCUUUAUCUUAAAGCUUCUGAGGAUUGAAAGUUUAAGGUUUUACUAAUAAUUUUAAGGUAGUAGUAGUAGUAAUGAUAGGGAGGAGGAGGUUUUAGCUUUUCUUGUCAACUAAUUAGGAACAAGAUUUAGUUGGGCAAGAAUUUUGAUGAAAGAAUUAUGGUUAAGUAAUGGAACUUGUGUAAUAUGUGUUGUUAAACACAAA